AUUCAUUUUCCAGAAAGACGUCGUCGCGUUGACAAGCCUGAAUUCGUAGCGGGCGCCAGUAGGACGACCCAGUGGCUAUCGUCAGUUGAACCAGGGAAACGUAGCAGCCCAGUUGCAUUAUACGGGAGGGGUAAAGAGCUUGACAGCGCGUGCGCAGAGUGAAAGUAUGCAAGGAGUUUCGCGAUCAGAACCUCACGGCGCCAUAUUUGUUUUCCAGGCGUUCGCUUGUGUGCGUGUGCUUCAACUCCGGUGUGCGAGUGUGAGGGCAGGGCUUUGCCAGUUGAUAAUGCCAUAACUGUCCCUUGUAUUCGGGCUUCGUUUUCGCAAAUUCGAGCAACAGUAUUAUUGAUUGAUGCAGUUUCACAGCGACUUUGUGUGUGCGUAUGCUGUCACCGCGCUAUGUUCGAGUGUGUGUGCGCUCGUGUUUCUGUGAACCCGAUCGCGAACACUGUUGUGAGCCAGUGGCUCUGACUGCGCGGCGAGAAAUAUCCGCUUACCUAAACGAAAAGUUCUCUGGCGUCGGCCGACGAACGGCACCCAGGCACAGACACAGCUACAGUCGCAGAAAUACCACUGCAUACGACACGAACGUGGCCAGCACACAAAGCAAAACCAGAAAAUCCACAUUUUUUCGACCUGCUCUCCGCCCGUGUCUCUCAUCUCUUUUCAUCGCGCUCUCGACUGGAACGCAAUACCAAGACCACAACCAACAGCUACAGCUUUAGGUGUUUGUAGGUAGAUUACGUAGUUGCAAUGGGCGACUCCACGCCCAUUUGCCGAUGCCGAGUACUUUACUUGGGCAGUGCCGUGCCCCGACAGAGCAAGGAUGGGCUGCAGGGCAUCCAGGAGCCGCUGCGAAGCCUGUAUCCUUCGGAAGGGGCAGUGGGCGCCAAGGGCAUCGACAGCUGGCUGAGCGUCUGGUCCAACGGCAUCCUGCUGGAGAACGUGGACGAAAACCUCAAACAGAUCACGCGCUUCUUCCCGAUCGAGUCGCUACACUACUGCGCCGCCGUUCGCCAAGUGCUCAUCCCAGAGCGCGGAAACGCCCACCCGGAACCAAAGUUCCUCCCUCUGGACUCGCCUUUUGCGCGAAUGCCGCGCGCUCAGCACCCACCCAUUUUCGCUGCUAUUCUGCGACGUACUACCGGCAUCAAGGUGCUGGAGUGCCACGUUUUCAUCUGCAAGCGCGAGGCGGCCGCGAACGCGCUAGUCAGGUGCUGCUUCCACGCCUACGCCGACAACUCUUACGCCCGCCAGUUGGAGACGGGCGGCGGCGGUAGCGUCUACGGCACCUUAAAGAGCGGUGCCGGUAGCAAGUCUAGUUCCGACCUUACCGGCGUCGGCCUGGCUAACGGAGUCGGAAACGGGAGCGGAGGCGGCAACCACCAUCUGUCCCUUUCCGCCCAAGGAGGAUGGAGAUCGCGGACGGGCAGCACUACGACGCUAAAUAGCUUGGGCCGCGCUUCGAACGGCCUCGCCAAUGGAUCAGCGAUAGGCAUGAACGGGGGUAGCUCCGGCAGUGCAGCAGAGGGCUAUACAUCCGUCAAGAACUUCUACGGUAGCAGCGCUGACCUCAACGUGACCGUCGAUGACGGAGACGCGUCGUUUAACGGAGACGAGAAUCAUAAGGUGUGGAACGGGUCGCAGGACCAGUUGGACAGCAUCGGGCCCUUAGAGAGUCCCUAUGAGCUGUUUGCGGGAAACACCUCCACCUUGGGAAGGCCUUUACGGGCGCGUCAAAUCAGCACGCCCAUCGACGUGCCACCGCCACCAGUGAAGGAUGAGCGAAAGACGAAGCGGGACAAAAAGUUAACCAAGUCUAGUGGCAGCCAAAGCCUUUCAGGCACCCUCAUCCGGCCAAAGCCCGUACACCCUGCGCCGCUGCAUCGCUCAGGAUUCCAGGGGCCGUCGGGACCUGGGAGCGUGACCUAUGGGCACGUUUCUGGACAUGGCCUUCACGCCGCCCGUUACCAUACAAUUAGUCAUCGCGGCGUUCCCCCGGGUUCACACAGUCACCUCACCCACCACCCACCGCCCCACCCUUCACAGCAUCAGGUCCAUAUGAUGCACCACCCCCACAUUGGGGGACUACCGCCCAUGCAGAUCCCCGUGAUGAUGCCGCAGCAGUACGCGACUCUUCAGCCGUCGCGCUCAACCGGCAAGAAGAAAAAAAAGGAUAAAAAGAGUGGCGCGGGCGGAGGCGUCCCCGUGGGCAUGCCCAUAGUACCGCCCAUAUACGCCUUUCAGCAACAGGUCGUGGGCGUCCCAGCUCCCCAAUUGGCACAGUCCCUAAUCGGUGAGACGCGACCUCUGGGUCAUUCCAGCCGGAAGCUGGCGGCAUCAAUGGGGAACGGUCUAGACGACUCCGGUAAUUCUGGUGCCGAAUCGCCAUCACCAGGGGGCACUGGCAUCUACAAGCGCAAAGGACACCUAAACGAGCGAGCUUUUAGCUACUCCAUACGUCAAGAGCAUCGCAGCCGAAGCCACGGAUCGCUGGCCAGCUUACAGUUCAAUCCGCCGGAUAUAAAGAAGGAGCGUGAGAUCGCCCAAAUGGUGGCAGGUCUUGACCUCAAUGAAGGGGAGCGCCCUAUGGGUCCAAACACACUACAGCGGAAGCAUGCCACGACAAUGUCAAAUGGGGGGUUGCAUGGCCCAGGACCCAGUCAGCAUCCUCACGCCCAUCCUCCGCAUCCACAUGCCAUCUACGGCCCAUUAGGGCCUGCCAGCAGCUUCGGAAUGCCGCGAAGAUAGGAGUUGAUUGGGUUGAUCUGGGCCUUAUGAUUUAUACAAAAAGAUUACACAAACUUUGGCGAUUGGAGUCAUGUAAACACCCUUGAUGUACACCAGAUUAAGAAGACAGUGGCUGAAUAUUUUAACGGAGCUCUGGGAGUGUAAUCCCACACGGAAACCAACUCAACAUAAAUGAAUAUUUGUGCCUUAUUAGGUAUACAUAAACCAUACAUAAACCAUUUAGUGUGUAGAAUAUAAUGAUACCCUAUCUGGAAAUGCAUUCCUGGACGAGUAGGAAAUUUAUCCCAAAUCGUUUAAUUACCUGUAUGCUUUCGAAUAUGUACUAUAAAUACCUACAAUAAAAUGUUAAAUGUACGAUCAUGGCUAAUCAAAA
Molecule: messenger RNA, 3124 nt
Organism: Drosophila sechellia
Lineage: Eukaryota; Metazoa; Arthropoda; Insecta; Diptera; Drosophilidae
Exons: 3
Coding region: 754-2751 (665 amino acids)
Source: RefSeq, a predicted model, not a curated record